AUGAAAGGCCUCUACACUGUCUGUGUUGUCCUUUUGGUGUUGGGGAGCUUCUCUGAAGCAAAGUUUGAUGACUUUGAGGAUGAAGACGACUUAGUGGAGUAUGAUGAUAAUGACUUUGCCGAAUUUGAGGAUGUCAUGGAAGAUUCUGCUACUCAGUCUCCUCAGCGGGUGAUAACCACUGAGGAUGAUGAGGAGGAGACCACUGUGGAAUUGGAAGGGCAGGAUGAAAACCAGGAAGAAGAUUUUGAAGAUACAGACACCCAGGAGGGGGACACUGAGAAAGAGCCAUAUGACGAUGAAGAAUGUGAAGGCUAUGAAGACAAACCAGAUACCACUUCCAGCAAAAAUAAAGACCCAAUAACAAUUGUCGAUGUGCCUGCACAUCUCCAGAACAGCUGGGAGAGUUAUUAUCUAGAAAUUUUGAUGGUGACUGGCCUUCUUGCCUACAUCAUGAAUUAUAUCAUUGGGAAGAACAAAAAUAGCCGUCUUGCCCAGGCCUGGUUUAACACUCACAGAGAGCUGUUGGAGAACAACUUUACUCUAGUAGGGGAUGAUGGAACUAACAAAGAACCCACAAGCACAGGAAAGCUGAACCAGGAGAACGAGCACAUCUACAACCUGUGGUGUUCUGGCCGAGUGUGCUGUGAAGGCAUGCUGAUCCAGCUGAGGUUCCUGAAGAGACAAGACUUGCUGAAUGUCCUGGCCAGGAUGAUGAGGCCUGUUAGUGAUCAAGUGCAAAUAAAAGUAACCAUGAAUGAUGAAGACAUGGAUACCUAUGUGUUUGCUGUUGGCACACGGAAGGCCUUGGUGCGACUGCAGAAAGAGAUGCAAGAUGUGAGUGAGUUUUGCAGUGAUAAACCUAAGUCUGGGGCAAAGUAUGGGCUACCCGACUCCAUGGCCAUCUUGUCAGAGAUGGGAGAAGAUGUGUUUCCUUCUUUCCUAGGGACCAAGGCCUUGUGCCCCUACUCCCCCACCCCCAUGUCUUCACUGCGUGUCUAUGCAACCCCGGGAGCCACUGCCAGCGGGGCCACGACCACCAGGGCCCUGUGCAUACGCGGCAACAUUGAGCCUCGCGGAUCCGGCGGCCAGGACCCCGGGGGAGGAGGGGGCCGGAAUCCCGCAGGAGGAGGGGCCCGGGACCCCGCAGGAGGAGCGGUCAGGCUCCGAGCUCGCGGCCGGCCCGCCCCGCCCCUCGGCCCGCCCGGCCAGCGGGCGCCGCCCCGCCUUACCAGGGUUUUGGCUACGUUCCCCCUCUGGAAUCCCCACGUUAGCCCCUCCGCCGAGGCCGGCGCGUGCCGCCCGCCCGGGCCGCUGCAGGUGGCAAGGCGUGGCCGGAGCCCCGCGCGCCCCGAGCCCGACCCCCGGCAGCCAGCUCCGGAGUGA
This is a messenger RNA of Elephantulus edwardii (Cape elephant shrew), 1383 nucleotides long. Its product is annotated as coiled-coil domain-containing protein 47-like. Gene Ontology annotation, biological process: endoplasmic reticulum calcium ion homeostasis. Bases 1 to 1383 code for a protein of 460 amino acids. The record is from RefSeq and is a predicted model, not a curated record. Gene Ontology annotation, cellular component: endoplasmic reticulum. Gene Ontology annotation, molecular function: calcium ion binding. Lineage: Eukaryota; Metazoa; Chordata; Mammalia; Macroscelidea; Macroscelididae. The transcript has 3 exons.